Messenger RNA from Peromyscus leucopus (white-footed mouse), 1405 nucleotides. RefSeq names its product oligodendrocyte transcription factor 2 (gene Olig2). Gene Ontology annotation, molecular function: protein dimerization activity; DNA-binding transcription factor activity. The record is from RefSeq and is a predicted model, not a curated record. Gene Ontology annotation, biological process: neuron differentiation; oligodendrocyte cell fate specification; oligodendrocyte differentiation. Lineage: Eukaryota; Metazoa; Chordata; Mammalia; Rodentia; Cricetidae. The coding region runs from base 332 to 1309 and encodes 325 amino acids. The transcript is spliced from 2 exons.
CGGGCCGAGCGGGUUUCAUUGAGCGGAAUUAGCCGGAUGACAUCAGCUUUGCAGCCCCUCGGGCCGGCCCAGCUCAUUGGAGCCGCGGCCCCUCCAGGAAAAGCACAUUGUUCCCGCCCCCGCCCGGACCACCGCCGCCGCCGUCGCCACUGCCUCCACCCGCCUAUAAAAACCCGCGGAACCCCGAAAGGUGUGGGUGCUUCCUACAGACCGAGCCGACACCAGCGCCGGCCGCCAGGUUCUCCUCUGCAGCGAGCACCUCGAAUCCAGUUCACAUUCUGACAGUUGAAAAAGGAAGGACCCUUCGAAAGCUAAGAUUAUCCCCGGGGCCAUGGACUCGGACGCCAGCCUGGUGUCGAGUCGCCCGUCGUCGCCAGAACCCGAUGAUCUUUUUCUGCCGGCCCGGAGCAAGGGCGGCAGCAGCAGCGGCUUCACAGGGGGCACCGUGUCCUCGUCCACGCCGAGCGACUGCCCGCCGGAGCUGAGCGCAGAACUGCGAGGGGCCAUGGGCGCAGCGGGCGCGCAUCCCGGGGACAAACUGGGCGGCGGCGGCGGCUUCAAGUCUUCUUCCUCCAGCACGUCCUCGUCCACGUCGUCGGCGGCCACGUCGUCCACCAAGAAAGACAAGAAGCAGAUGACGGAGCCCGAGCUGCAGCAGCUGCGUCUGAAGAUCAACAGCCGCGAACGCAAGCGCAUGCACGACCUCAACAUCGCCAUGGACGGCCUGCGGGAGGUCAUGCCGUAUGCGCACGGCCCGUCGGUGCGCAAGCUCUCCAAGAUCGCCACGCUGCUGCUGGCGCGAAACUACAUCCUGAUGCUCACCAACUCCCUGGAGGAGAUGAAGCGGCUGGUGAGCGAGAUCUACGGCGGGCACCACGCCGGCUUCCACCCGUCGGCCUGCGGCGGCCUGGCACACACGGCGCCGCUACCCACAGCCACAGCGCACCCCGCCGCCGCCGCCGCGCACGCCGCGCAUCACCCCGCCGUGCACCACCCCAUCCUUCCUCCCGCCGCCGCCGCCGCCGCCGCCGCCGCCGCCGCUGCAGCCGUGUCCAGCGCCUCCCUGCCGGGCUCCGGGCUGUCCUCGGUCGGGUCCAUCCGGCCUCCCCACGGCCUGCUCAAGUCUCCGUCGGCGGCCGCAGCCGCCCCUCUCGGAGGCGGGGGUGGCGGCAGCGGUGGCAGCGGUGGCUUCCAGCACUGGGGCGGCAUGCCUUGCCCCUGCAGCAUGUGCCAGGUGCCGCCGCCGCACCACCACGUGUCGGCCAUGGGCGCCGGCAGCCUGCCGCGCCUCACCUCCGACGCCAAGUGAGCCGGCCAGCGGCGUGCGUUCUGGAGAGCCAAGGGCUGUGGAGCAGCCAGGACUGGCCAGCGCUGGGGCUCCGGAGCUCUGCUGCAAGAAGGGGAG